This is a messenger RNA of Elephantulus edwardii (Cape elephant shrew), 2927 nucleotides long. RefSeq names its product oxidation resistance 1 (gene OXR1). The record is from RefSeq and is a predicted model, not a curated record. Bases 103 to 2718 code for a protein of 871 amino acids. Gene Ontology annotation, biological process: response to oxidative stress. NCBI's taxonomy places the organism in Eukaryota, Metazoa, Chordata, Mammalia, Macroscelidea, Macroscelididae. The transcript is spliced from 16 exons. Gene Ontology annotation, cellular component: nucleus.
GACACCAAGUACCAGGCUCACAGGUAACGGAAUGCUCAUCAGAUCCGGACCGGGCUCCCUCCACUGCAACAGCUAUAAGGUUGCCUGUUUGCCUGCACUGAAAUGACGAAGGACAAAAACAAUCCAGGGUUAAAGAAGAAGUCCCAGUCAGUGGAUGUUACUGCUCCAGGGUUCAACCCUUUGUCUGGGGCAGGAAAGCAAACCCCACCAACCAGUAAACCUCCUGCAUCUAAGACCCCCAUCAUUGAAGAAGAGCAAAACAAUGCUGCAAAUACACAGAAGCAUCCUUCCCGCCGGAGUGAGCUGAAGAGGUUCAACACCAUCGACACGGGCCAAAAGAAGACCUUAGACAAGAAAGAUGGGAGAAGAAUGUCUUUUCAGAAGCCUAAAGGGACUAUUGAGUAUACCGUUGAAUCCAGGGAUUCUUUGAACAGUAUAGCCUUGAAGUUUGAUACAACGCCCAAUGAACUUGUGCAGUUAAAUAAGUUAUUCUCUCGAGCAGUUGUUACUGGACAGGUUUUAUAUGUUCCUGACCCCGAAUAUGUUUCCAGUGUUGAAAGCUCCCCAUCUCUAAGCCCCAUAAGUCCUCUAUCGCCAACAUCAUCAGAGGCUGAAUUUGAUAAGACCACUACUCCUGAUAUAACCCACCAGACAGAAGCAACUUCUUCAUCUGCUUUUACAGGUAUUCGACCUGCACGAGUUGUAUCUUCAACUUCUGAGGAGGAAGAAGCAUUUACUGAAAAGUUUCUUAAAAUUAAUUGCAAAUACAUUACUUGUAACAAGGGCACAGUAAGUGGUGUGCUGCUAGUUACACCAAAUAAUAUAAUGUUUGAUCCACAUAAAACUGACCCCUUGGUUCAAGAGAAUGGCUGUGAGGAAUAUGGCAUCAUGUGUCCAAUGGAAGAGGUGAUGUCAGCUGCAAUGUACAGAGAAAUACUGGAUAGCAAAAUAAAGGAGUCAUUACCCAUAGAGUUAGAACAGUUAUCAGUAAGGGACUCCUGCCAUUUAAAGAAAAUGCCAAGAAGUAACAUUGAUGAAAUUGACUCAAGAGUCCGAGAUGCAGGAAACGAUAGUGCCAGCACUGCCCCCAGAAGCACCGAGGAGUCUUGUUCUGAAGAUGUGUUCACAGAAUCAGAACUGUCUCCGAUCCGAGAGGAGCUUAUCUCUUCAGAUGAACCACGGCAAGCUAAGUCUUCGGGUGUGUUAUCAGAAUCUGUUCACACUGUCAGUCAGACUGGAACAGAAAGUGUGACAAGCAUAUCAGAGUCUGGUGGCGUUGCUGGUCACUUGAAACCGAACACUGGACAGUCUACCAGUGAACCUGGGUCUCUGUCUCAUAAAACUGAUUUAAAUGUUGAAAUGGCCACAAAAGAAGAUCAGGUUAUAGGUGAUUCUCAAGAAAUAUCAGAUACUAAAGAUCAAAGCUCGAGUAUGGAAGUCCAGAAUUUUCUUCUUACUGAGGAUUCACUUCACCAAGGAGAUGCUGAAAAAGAGCAUAUGCCCUGUGGAGAAUUAACAGAAGUUAAACAAAAACAAACUAUUAAUAAAGGGAAACUGGGAAAGGAGCAAAAUCAGGACUCAGAGACAGAAGUAGAAGAACUUCGAAAACUUUGGAAAACACAUACUAUGCAACAGACUAAACAACAGAGGGAAAAUAUCCAACAGGUGUCACAAAAAGAAACUAAACAUAAAACAGCAGCUGCUGAUGGACCUGUAGAAGGUCCUACACUUGUAAAAGAAAAGAGAAGACAUCGAUUACAUAAAUUUUUAUGUCUCAGAGUUGGAAAACCAAUGAGGAAAACAUUUGUUUCUCAAGCAAGUGCAACAAUGCAGCAGUAUGCACAGAGAGAUAAGAAACAUGAAUACUGGUUUGCUGUACCACAAGAAAGGACAGACCACUUGUAUGCCUUUUUUAUACAGUGGAGUCCAGAAAUAUAUGCAGAAGAUACUGGUGAAUAUACUAGAGAACCUGGAUUCAUAGUAGUAAAAAAGAUUGAAGAGUCUGAAUCAAAUGAAGAUUCAACUAGUGAAGCAGCAGCCAGAGAAUGGGAGGUAGUGUCAGUGGCUGAGUAUCACCGCAGGAUCGAUGCUCUAAAUACUGAAGAACUGCGCACACUCUGCAGACGUCUCCAGAUUACGACAAGGGAAGACUUAAAUUCCAAGCAGGUUGCUCCAGUAAAAGCAGACCUGGAUUCUGAGGUAUUUCGACCCAACCUGAGUGAUCCCAGCGAGCUUUUACUGCCAGAUCAGAUUGAAAAGCUUACCAAGCAUCUUCCACCAAGAACAAUUGGUUAUCCAUGGACUCUUGUUUAUGGUACUGGAAAGCAUGGUACCAGCUUGAAGACCCUUUACCGAACAAUGACAGGAUUGGACACUCCAGUGCUGAUGGUGAUUAAAGACAGUGAUGGCCAGGUUUUCGGUGCAUUAGCAUCUGAGCCAUUUAAAGUGAGUGACGGCUUCUAUGGUACUGGAGAGACCUUUGUGUUCACAUUUUGUCCAGAGUUUGAGGUCUUUAAGUGGACAGGAGAUAAUAUGUUUUUUAUUAAAGGAGACAUGGAUUCACUAGCUUUUGGUGGUGGAGGAGGAGAAUUUGCUCUAUGGCUCGAUGGAGAUCUCUACCAUGGAAGAAGUCAUUCUUGUAAAACAUUCGGGAAUCAUACACUUUCCAAGAAAGAAGAUUUCUUUAUCCAAGACAUUGAAAUUUGGGCUUUUGAAUAAAAUAGAAGCCUCUCUGUCUUAGCAAGAUAUUGCCCCAAACCUUGAACAUGCAUUGAUUUGAAAGAGCAAGUAGCAAUACAACGUAACAACAUGUCAGGAGUGUUUAAAAAUUAUUUAGUUUCCACAUUUGUUACCAUUUUGGAGUUUAUCUUUUUUCAAUCAUGUUUCUGUCCCAAUGUUGUUUGGGUUUAGGCCAAGGCCGGGGUCCA